UGCAGACACACCUGUUUCCAGGAGGUCUUCACGCAACAGUUAAGGUUUCUGAAAUGCCACAUACUGAGCAGAACAAGGCAAAAAACAGCUGGGAAGGGAAGGACUGAAAAGCAGCUGAUUUUUAAAGGAGCAUCUAUGCAGUUUGCAUGUUUUCAGAUAUACCAUGUCACUUCCUACUGAAUUUCUGUCAGCGGAGCAGUUUGUCUGCUCUAUUUGUUUGGAAAUCUUCACCAAUCCUGUCUCCACACCCUGUGGCCACAGCUUCUGCCUAGCAUGCAUCACAUCCUAUUGGGAAGGCCAAGGAAAAGCCUGCCUCUGUCCUCUGUGUAAGGAGAGCUUCCGCAAGCGCCCUGAGCUCCACAUUAAUCACACACUUAAGGAGAUCACUGAGCAGUUUAAACGUAUGGCGGAGUCCACUGGGAGUCCUAGGAAUGCUGCUGCAGACUCGCCGACCAAUCCUUUCUCUGCACUGAAGCCUGGGGGGCAGCACAGGCCAGUAGCACUCCCUGAUGUGCUAUUUACAGAGAUGAAAAGCCGCUUCCAAAAAUCUGCAUCCAGUGAUUCUGUGCUGCCUUCGUUGGAAUCUUCUUCUUCCCUAGUUUCUAUGACACCUAAACAGAGCCUAAGUGUGAAUAGAACCAACGAAAUUGGUCCCAGUGUGCCACAGUGUCCCAGACAUGGGAAGAGUUUGGAACUAUUCUGCAAGAAUGACCAGGCAUGCAUUUGUUCAGUAUGUGCAGAGAAGGAGCAUCAGGGGCAUUCUGUGGUGGAUGCCAAGAGGGAUAUGAACAUUAAGAAGUCCCAGUUACGUAUAAUGGAGGUCGAGUUGCAAGGUUUGAUCACAGUAAGAGAGAGGAAGAUACAGGAGAUCCAAACAUCACUUACAGAAAUUGAAGUGAAGGCCGAGCAAGAGGCAGCGGGUACUGUGAGUAUGUUUAGUGCAUUGAUGAGUGCUGUUGAGAGGUCCCAGACUGAGCUUCUGCAGGUGGUAGAGAUGGGACGACGCGCUGCAGAGCUUCGCUCUCAGGACUUCAUACGAGACCUGCAGAUGGAGAUCUCCGAACUGAGAAAUAGAUGCAGCACCCUCAAUCAGCUUUCCCAGUCCCAAGAUCAUUUUACCUUCUUCAAGACAUAUCCAGCUUAUAGUAGUUUCCCUGUGACAAAAAGCUUGGACGGAGUGGCCUUGACCCCUGAUCCUUCUUCAGGGGUAGUGCAAAAGAACGUCACUCAGAUGGUGGAAGAAUUUCAAGUAGAGCUGCGGAGACUCUCAGAGAUAUGUUUGCACUCUCACACAGAAAAUAAUCAAACAAUGGAUAUAACCCUAGAUCGAGACUCUGCCCAUCCACGUUUGAUCAUCUCCGAGGAUGGCAAACAAGUACGCUGCAGUGACCGCUUCCAAAAUGUGCCAGAUAUACCCGAACGGUUUGACCGUGUGGUGUGUGUACUUGGUUGCCAAGGUUUCAGCUCUGGUCGGCAUUACUGGGAAGUCCAGGUGGGUGAGAAGACAGACUGGGAUCUGGGCAUGGCCAGCCGCUCCAUCAACAGGAAAGGAAAAAUUGUCGCCUGCCCAGCUAACGGAUUUUGGUUCAUAAGUCUACGUGACAAACAUGAUUAUAUCUUUCGCACAGAGCCAGCAACACCUAUAAUCCUACACCAAAAACCCCAGCGCAUCUUUGUAUAUGUGGACUAUGAAAAAGGUCAAAUUUCCUUUUAUAAUGCAGAUACAAAGUCACCGAUUUUUACCUUCACAGACACAUUUUCAGACACUUUAUAUCCUUUCUUCAGCCCAUGCACUAACAAAUCUGGCAAAAAUGAGGCACCCCUUAUUAUAUGCCCUGCCUAUUCAGCUGACCGAAGCUGGCUAACUAGAAAAUGAAACAAUAGGGGAUGGAAAUAAAAAAAUAGCACACUGUUUUUCCACCACUUUAGCUAAUUCCAUAAUAUUUUAAACACAUUUUAAGGAAGUUAGCUUUGCGUGGAUUUCUGAGUGAUGUCAUAAAAUGUAAAUAUGCCAUUACAAAAUGGUAAGGGAUAUGGGGUAGUUUACUAUUAAGGUGAUCUUUUUUUUGCUAGAUGAUUUUGUCCAACAAAAUAUAAAACUGUAAUCGCAUAUAGACAAUUUGAUGAACAAUAGGAAGGAUAUAGCCUAUGAAAUUAUAUAUUUUUUUUUUAAUACAAAAUGUUAUUUGGUGCCCUGAUUGCAAAAUGACCUCCCAUUUUGUCUGCAUUUAUCUUGACUAAGCAUUAAAACGUCAUUUUGUGCAUUAUAGUGAAAUAUUUCUAAAUAUAUAUAUAUAUACAGCUCUGGAAAAGAGACCACUGCAAAAUUCUGUUUCUCUGCAUUUAAUAUUGAUAUGCAUGUGUUUGAGUAAAAUUAACGUUUGUUUAAUUCUAUGAAGUACAGACAACAUUUUUCCCAAAUAAAAAUAUUUUCAUUUAGAGCAUUUAUUUGCAGAAAAUGACAACUGGUAAAAAUACAAAGAUGCAUUUUCAGAUCUCGAAUAAUGCAAAGAAAACAAGUUCAUAUUUAAACACAAUACUAAUGUUUUAACUUAGGAAGAAUUCAGAAAUCAAUAGUUGGUGGAAUAACCCUGAUUUCCAAAUCACCGCUUUUAUUGGCACGCUCUCUACCAGUCAUUUGCAUUGCUGUUGGGUGACUUUAUGCCACUCCUGGUGCAAAAAUGUAUCCCAGAGGGAUUCAAUGGGGUUCUGGUUUGGAGAUUGUGCUGACCACGACAGGGUCUUGAUCCGGUGGUCCUCCAUCCACACCUUGAUUGACCUGGCAAUGUGGCAUGGAGAAUUGUCCUGCUGGAAAAACCAAUCCUCAGAUUUGGGGAACAUUGUCAGAGCAGAAAACAGCAAGUUUUCUUCCAGGAUAACCUUGAGCGUGGCUUGAUUCAUGCGUCCUUCACAAAGACUAAUCUGCCUGAUUCGUGGCUGGGAACAUGUGCAUGUAACAUGGCAUUUUACCUUAAUGUAAAGCUGACAAAUACACAAGGUUUAUUUCUAUUUCUUCUGCUCCAAACUUACUUCAAACUUACUUCUCUGUCUGCUUGUAUGAAUGUAACACGUCAUAAGAAAUUGUUUCACCGCUGUUCAAAAGCAGUUUGGAUCGCAUCAUCAAAUGUUUUCCAUCUGAAAGGACUAAAUAUGAAAUUAAACAAAUGACAAUAAAAUGCAAAGUAACCUCUUCAGUAAUCAAAAUACUUUUUAAAUGUAACUGUAUUGUAAUUAUCAGUGAUAUAAAUUGUAACUGUAGUGGAAUACAGUUACUUAUAUUUUGUGUUUUAAAUACGUAAUCCCAUUACAUGUAUUCUGUUACUC
Messenger RNA from Xyrauchen texanus (razorback sucker), 3324 nucleotides. RefSeq names its product E3 ubiquitin-protein ligase TRIM39-like. The transcript has 7 exons. The record is from RefSeq and is a predicted model, not a curated record. NCBI's taxonomy places the organism in Eukaryota, Metazoa, Chordata, Actinopteri, Cypriniformes, Catostomidae. Gene Ontology annotation, molecular function: protein binding; zinc ion binding. The coding region runs from base 164 to 1876 and encodes 570 amino acids.